UAAAAAUGCCUAAGGAAAGAGAGGUUGUCUGUGAGUCGACGUCAGCUUUGCCAAUGGGAAUGAAGUUGAUUCUCAGAUACGCUGAGAAGAUAAUGGAGAAAGAUUCUAGUAUCACUAUUCCACUACCUGUUGGGAUUUUUGGUGUUAGUCGAAAGACUUCUGUUCUCCGAGAGGACAUCAUUGAUCUUUGUAACAUGAAUGAGGUCAAAACAUUUACAUUGGUGGCCUAUAUGACGUACUUGUAUUCAUCUGUUCUUGGUUCGAAGGAAAAUAUACAGUACGUCUUUGUAGAUCCAUCCCUCACCUCUGCCGGACACUCGCAAGAAUCUCGAGUUCGAAACUUAUGCAGUAGAUUGAUGGUCUCAAAGAUUAACGAAAUAGUUCUUGCUCCUUUUAAUCCUGGGUAAGUCAAGUUAUUUUAUUACUUGCAUUGCAAAAAACUAGUACU
Molecule: messenger RNA, 448 nt
Organism: Cucumis sativus (cucumber)
Lineage: Eukaryota; Viridiplantae; Streptophyta; Magnoliopsida; Cucurbitales; Cucurbitaceae
Exons: 2
Coding region: 6-407 (133 amino acids)
Source: RefSeq, a predicted model, not a curated record